AUGAGCGACAAAGAGCUGGAAAGCCCUGCCGAUGUCCAGAAUGUCUCCGUCCUGACGCAAAAAUGUGAUGGCUUGCUAGAAGAAUGCCUGCACAAUCGGCUGCUCAUGGAGCACGAGUGGGCCGAGAACAAACUUGCGGCUUUCAGACUCUGGGUCUCAGAAACUGGCGCAGGCAUGACCGAUAUGUACGAGUCGUCUCUGGGUGACAGGCUUAGCCAAAAGCCAACCCUUCUCAGUGUCUUCGCAGACCUUCUACGAUUGUUGGGCGUCUUCAUCAGAGAGUGCCAGGCCACGAGUCUCACUACCCAUGGGGCUGAGUUGGAGCAAUACCUCAGUUGGGCAGCACAGAAAUCCCAGACUCAAGGCCCGAUUCGGAUACAGAGGGGCAGAUCAUCAGGAACGCAGCGUGCUUCCAGCCGCCGGACCUCGAGGUCAAUAUCUCCAUGGUCUGACCAGUCCAGUUUUGCUUCCGAUUCUGACGGUAAAGAGCGAUUGAGCGACGGACGUCUUGCUGAAGCGAUGCAGAGCGUUGAGUCUAUCCUUGACCAAUUGAAGAAUGUCAGCCUUGCAGUGCGUCGGACGGGACAUCAACUCCGCCUCCAGAAGGCUGAUUCGGUAUUCAAUGCUUCAGAACAUUCUGCUCUCGAAAGUUUUCUCAUUUUCUGGGUCUUGGUUCGGACAAGCAAAGGUCCUUCUACUUCCCCCCGGACCAUGGGUGAUAAUGAAGAGUUAACUCCUGUUCAACGACGCCUGAUCAAUGCUAAUCUCAGGAGGCGAAACCGCUUUCUUUACGCCCAGAAGCAUUCGCGAACGGCGGCGAACCCUUCUGCAGUCGAAAUGACCGUGGACGCAAAGCCGAAUGACAUUGCUUCAGCCGAGAAAGACCUCUCCGCCACCACCGUACCGAAAGCGUCCAACGACAGUUCAAUGGCAACGAAGUUUGAGGCCAGUACAGGGUUUUUUGACGAAAACCUUCCGGCACCGUUUUCCCAGAUCUCUUCGACUACCUCGCGAGUACGAUACCCUUACCCGCCGAAAAUAUCAUCGAAUGUCAAAUAUUUCAAGUGUCCUUGUUGUUGUCAGACUUUGAACCGUGCAUUUUUGUUCGGGAACCGGUGGAGGAGACAUCUCGCCGAGGACGUAUGUCCGUAUACAUGUAUUUACGACCAGUGUCCUACACCGGAGGCUACUUUUGCUACCCAUCAAGCUUGGAUGUCUCAUAUGACUGGUGCAGAGCACCCAGAUGGCAAGUCUUGGACCUGCUUGAUGUGCGCCGAUGGUGUACUAUAUGGGGACUGCUCAAUUCUUUCUGGCCAUAUCAAGCAAAAACACUCUGAUUCAAUCGCCACCCAUCAAAUUCCAACGGUUCUCGAAACAUCCAUGUCGCCAGCCACCACCACAUUGUCGUGUCCACUGUGCAGACCGACCGUCGAGGCCGGUACACGAACAGCUCGAACGAGCUGGAGACAUAUUGCUGAGCACAUACAUGAUUUUGCCCUACUAGCCCUUCCAUGGGCUCCCGAUAACCCAAUUUGCCAUCCUGACGCUAUCGAUAAAGGACGCACAAAGGUGGCAUCUUGGCUAGGCUUACAAGAACCCUCGAUGUCUCACACUGAAUCACCGCACGAUGAUCAUGACAGCACCACAAAUGAAGCAGGCAUCUAUUACACAGAGGAGGCAUACUUUGCCGAGAACAGAGAUUUUCGUUCAGAUACGAGCAGCAUUUCGACGGACACAUUCCGUGAUCUUCAAGGGCUUGAAAACACAAGUAUAUUGCCAUUCCCUGAAAACCUCCCGGAAGUUGGGAAGAAUCUCGAAAGCACUUCUCCUGGUCCAGUUUCUACCUCAACAAUAAGUCCAUCAACGUUCAUGAAUGCCAAAUUAACUAUUUGGCAACCCCGAUCAUCCUCGUUUCCUUCCAAGCGGGCAUCAGAUGAAACUAUUUCGAGGAUAGACGCUAGAUACAUUGCAAGGCCGCCAGCAUAUUAUCAGCCGGGUCGUGUGUUUGCCAUGCUCCGGGAUGAACAAGACAUUGAACCACAGAGGAUGGACAUUAUAGCACCAGGAACAGUGAAUCUGAGCGGAAACAAGCGAAGCUUGGGGAGCCAGACUUCCAGUUCUGUCCACACUAUGGUGGUCGUCCAAGCGCAUAGUGGCUAUUGUGAGUGCAUACAAGUCAACACUUACGAUCAACGAGGGUUGCUCAAUUUCAUUCAUUCUCCCAAAGAUGUCAACGCGCAUGCGGUGAUUUAUGUGGAAGGUACAGCACCUCACUUGCUAUUCAAAGAACCCAGGUCGAACAAAAGGCCUAUCGCCGUCAAGAAAACAAAUCCUGAACAGAAUCUCGCCGGAUCCAGCCGCCUCCACUAUGCUCGAGUGUACAACGUGCAGUAUACAGCCAAAACCAUCGACAUCGGCUACGUGGACGAGAGCUUACCCGAUCUUCUCCGAGAUUUCCAGACGGUCAAUGGGCUAUCUGAGCAUACACUGCCAAAAGAAGGGAGAAAACCAUCUGACGAACUGCCAAGAAGAAGAGGGAAAGCCGUCUAA
Messenger RNA from Fonsecaea monophora, 2550 nucleotides. RefSeq lists its product as hypothetical. The record is from RefSeq and is a predicted model, not a curated record. NCBI's taxonomy places the organism in Eukaryota, Fungi, Ascomycota, Eurotiomycetes, Chaetothyriales, Herpotrichiellaceae. The coding region runs from base 1 to 2550 and encodes 849 amino acids. The transcript has a single exon.